AUGAGAGAGAAUCUUAAAGGGGGAAAAUCUAGAAAAGGAACAACCCAGAAAUGCAUGGCAUGUGAGAAGACUGUGUAUUUGGUUGACAAGUUAACUGCAGAUAAUAGAGUCUACCACAAGGCCUGUUUUAGAUGCCAUCACUGCAAAGGCACCCUCAAGCUUGGAAACUACAAUUCCUUUGAGGGAGUUCUAUAUUGCAGGCCACACUUUGAUCAACUCUUCAAAAGAACUGGCAGCCUUGACAAAAGCUUUGAAGGAACGCCUAAAAUUGCAAAACCAGAGAAACCAGUUGACACUGAGAAACCUCUGGCAAACAAAGUUUCAAAUAUGUUUGGUGGAACGAGGGAAAAAUGUGUUGGUUGCAAGAAUACUGUCUAUCCAACUGAAAAGGUCUCGGUGAAUGGAACUGCAUACCACAAGAGCUGUUUCAAAUGCACCCAUGGAGGAUGCGUCAUCAGCCCAUCAAACUACAUUGCACACGAGGGGCGCCUUUACUGCAAACACCAUCAUAUUCAACUAAUCAAGGAGAAGGGCAACUUAAGCCAGCUAGAGGGCGAUCACGAGAAGAAUUCGGCAUCAAGGCAUGAGGCCUUCCAAAGCACAUCAAGGCAUGGGAAUUCCUAG
This is a messenger RNA of Fraxinus pennsylvanica, 624 nucleotides long. Lineage: Eukaryota; Viridiplantae; Streptophyta; Magnoliopsida; Lamiales; Oleaceae. The record is from the annotation of a GenBank genome assembly.